AGAAGGUUGUAAACGCUAUGGAGGAAACUAUUGCGAGGCCAAUGCGCCUCGUGUACUGUGACGACGAGAGUGGAGAGGUCAAGGUGAACCCAGAAGCCGUGGAUGCCAUCAAGCAAGUCAAGGGUCCCAUUGCCCUGCUCUCUGUCUCUGGGGUUGAUCGUCAGGGUAAAAGCUCUGUUCUAAACCAGGUUCUUGGCAGUAAUGGGGGUUUUCAAAUUUCAUCAGAUUAUCAGCCAUGCUCCAAAGGGCUUUGGACAUGGAUUGUACCUCUUAAAACAACAGCACUGGAUGAUGGAAUCAAAUACAAUCUCUUACUGCUGGAUGCCGAAGGAAUCGAUGCUUAUGAUCAAACGGGAUCAUAUGGCACUCAACUUUUAUCCUUGGCCGUCCUCGUAUCUAGCAUGCUUAUUUGCAACCAGAUGGGUAGUGUUGAUGAAGCUGCUCUUGAUUAUCUCUCUUGUCUUACCAAAAUGACCAAGCACAUUUGUGCUAGCACCUCAGAAGGACACGGCUCUAUGCCUGAGCAGCUAUCUCCAGACGUUUUUUGGCUGCUAAAGAAUUUUUACCAAGAUUUAGCUGGUGACGGUGCAAAAAUGAAAAUUCAUGAUUACCUAGAGCUAGCCUUAAGGCUGUUACCACGCGGUGUAAAAGACGUAGCUUCUAAAAAUGAGGUUCUUGAUAGUCUGCUAUCAGAGUUUGAAGCAUCAUUUCAUGGUCCCUCAAAAUGGCAGAAUCUUUCGUCCUUCAUGCAACAGAGUUUGCAAGGUCCCAUACUCCAGCAUGCCAAGAAGAAAAUCGAAGAAGUUUCAUCAGAGAAUAAUGAUCUCAUAUUGAAAUGCUGUUCUAUUGAAGACCAAGUGGAACUCCUGACCAAGAGGCUGGAAUCAAGUGACAAGCUUAGAAAUGAAUAUCAGAAAUGUUAUGAGGAUGCCAUUGAUGACAUCAAAAAGCUUUCUGAUCCAUUUAGGAGCCGGAUUACGGAUUUGGAAGGCAGAUUUAGAUCAUCAGAGGAGAGAUGUUCUUCUUUGUUAAAACUGAUCGACUCUGCUGCACAGGAAACCUUGCAGUGGAAAACCAAGUAUGAGGAGAUGUUGACUGAGGAGAAAGCUACUGACAAUCAGUUUAACACAGAAAUAGCAGUUCUCAAGGCCAGGAUCUCUCUCACUGAAGCAAGAGUUGCUGCAGCUAAUGAACGGUCCCAGUCAGCUCAAAAGGAGUCGGAUGAGUGGAAAAACAAAUAUGAAGCUGCUGUUAAAGAAGCCUCGAAGGUCGCUAUUGAGCAUGAAUGCUUAACUAUGGGGCUACAGAACAGAGAAGAUUCCCUGAGGACAGUAUUCUCCAACUCCUUGGCAGAAAAGGAUACCGAAAUUGAGGACAAGGUAGCAAAGCUUGAGCUUGCAGAGCAACAUGUAAGCACUCUGAGUUUGGAGUUAGAGGCUGCAGAAUCAAGAAUAAAGAACUAUGAAUCAGAGUCAUCAGCUUUGAAUCUUCAAAUAAAAGAGUUGGUUGACAAGAAUGAAAUUGUCAAAGCUUCUGCUCAAACAUUGAAGAGACAAGUCCAGAUGCCAGAAGAGGAGAAAAACUGUCUAGAUCAGAAAUUCCGCUCUGAGUUAAAAAGGUCGGAGGAAGCACAUGAAAGGUGUAAAGUUCUGGAAAAGGCUGUCGGUGUAGAAAGUGAACUUAUGAGCACUGCGCACGAAAAGGAUUUUUCUUCUGAAAUAGAAGCAGUUGGUGUUCAACAGCCGACAGUAGAAAGGCUUGCCCAUCUUGAAAAAACACAAUGGCAUAUUGAAAGCCUGGAGCGAGAAAACAGGUACCUGGCUAGUGAAGUUGACAGGUUCCGGGUCUCAGAAGAGAGUGUCAUAUCUAAGGCUGCAUUACUUGAAGUAAAGGUCAAGGAGAGGGAAGAGGAGAUAAAGAGUUUAUUGAAAUUAAUAAAUGAGAAUGGGGUUGGCUCGGUUCAAAUUCUUAAGAGUAGCUCAGAGCCUGAAUGUGCAGCAUACUCAGUGGCAAAUGAGAUGAUGGAGGCCCCAUCCGUUCAGCCUUCUUGCGUUCAGGGAGAAGUCAAGUUACUUCAGCUGGAGUUGAGUCCCAACUCCAAAAAUGAAACUCAUCUAGAUUCUGAGCAGAGAAGUAACUCUUGUGGAAAACGUUCGAGGCCCCCUAAAAUAAUUUCUGAUUUUGUCUGCAUGGAUACUGAUGAUGAAAAGGUCGAGCUAUCAAAAAGGCCCAAGAGCUCAAUGACCCCUUGCAGAUGUACGAUUGUAGAAGACAUGAAUUCUCCAAUUAUGACAAAUGAAGAUAAAAGUGGAAGCCAGAAGUCUAAUUUAGGAGAUUACACCAAGUUUACUGUGACUGAACUGUGGCAAGAGCUCAUGAAACAUGGUUUUGGUGCUGAAUUGCUUGAGCUGAAGAGGCCCAAGAAGAAAGAGAUUCUGGAUCUUUACAAAAAACUUGUCCUCCAGAGACAGUAAUGUCAACUACAAAUUGAGUUUUGCGUUUGACUAACAAAACUUAACUAGUUAGAUUACGUCAGGCCAGACCACAAUAUGUACAAAACUGCUUUGUUGAGCCUAUUAUCAGGUAUUUUGGUAAUCGCAAGGACAUGUUUUAACUUUGAACAUGUUUUAGUCUCAAGUCAGCAAACUGAUUGGUAGAUGAGCCAAGAUAAGAAUGGUAUGUUCCAAAGAACUUUCUGUAGAAAAGCUUUCUGCACUCUAUGAUUACUUUUUGAGGAAGAAAACUUCUCCUGGGAUUUUGUUGGCAACACAAUGUACGGUUAUAACCAAUCAGGUGAUAGUAUCGUUGGUGAAUCUCUUAGUAUGGACUCAAGAGGUUAUGAGUUCAAUUUUCACUAGGAACAAUAUUUUUAUGGUCAUACACCGGACUUUGUCUAAUUUAUCAUGUCGUCAUAUGAGAAACUUUUGUACAUGCAUAAUUAAUGACUUGAGUUUAGGUUUAUAUCGUACGUUGAAAGAUAAACUUUUAUGAUAUCGU
This is a messenger RNA of Tripterygium wilfordii, 2997 nucleotides long. RefSeq names its product guanylate-binding protein 2-like. Gene Ontology annotation, molecular function: GTPase activity; GTP binding. The coding region runs from base 18 to 2474 and encodes 818 amino acids. The transcript has 9 exons. The record is from RefSeq and is a predicted model, not a curated record. NCBI's taxonomy places the organism in Eukaryota, Viridiplantae, Streptophyta, Magnoliopsida, Celastrales, Celastraceae.